GAAGAGCAGGAGUACGUAGAGUUGGUCGCUGCAGAGAAACACCAGCAGGAGGCCGUUAAAAGCGCUUUGGCACAGAACAAGUCUCUGUCCAUGCUGGAUGAGAUCCUGGAGGACGUCAGGAAGGCAGCUGACCGACUAGAGGAGGAGAUUGAGGAGCAUGCCUUUGAUAACAAUAAACAGAUGAAAGGGGUGAAUGUGGAGGCAGUGCUGCGAGUGGAGGAAGAUGAGGAGAAUGGAGGGAAGAGAAAGAACAAGUCCAGGCAGAAAGAAGUGGAAGACGACCUGGGACUGAGCAUGCUCAUUGACUCGCAGAACAACCAGUAUGUUCUGACUAAACCACGAGACUCCACCAUGCCAAGAGCCGACCACCACUUCAUCAAGGACCUGGUGUCAGUGGUGAUGUUGUCUCUGCCCUGUGGCUGGAUUUGUACUCUAGUGGGUCUUCCUCCCAUGUUUGGAUACAUCAUCUGUGGGGUUCUGCUUGGUCCUUCUGGCCUCAACAGCAUCAAGUCGAUGGUUCAGGUGGAGACUCUGGGGGAGCUGGGUGUGUUCUUCACUCUGUUUGUGGUAGGACUGGAGUUCUCACCUGAGCGCCUUCGAAAGGUCUGGAAAACCUCAGUUCAGGGCUCUUGCUACUUGAGUCUGCUGAUGAUUGGGGCUGGUUUGUUGUGGGGACAAGUCCUUCGUAUUCGACCCACCCAGACUGUCUUCAUCUCCACUUGUUUGUCCCUGUCCAGCACUCCACUAGUGUCCCGCUUCCUAGCAGGGGGAAGCAGAGGGGACAAGGAAGGUGACCUGGACUACAGCAGUGUUCUUCUUGGGAUGUUAGUGAUGCAAGACGUUCAGCUCGGCCUGUUCAUCGCUGUGAUGCCGACUCUGAUCCAGGCACAGAGUGGGGACCUGGACAGCUUUCUGUUUGGAAGUCUCCGCGUCCUGUAUCUCCUGGCCCAGGUCCUGGCGUCUCUGGCUGCUGUGCUGCUGCUGUGUUUGUUACUCAGAUCGUUCCUGAUAGGCCCCUAUUACAAGAAGCUGCAUGCUGAGAGCAAAGGCAACAAGGAGAUCCUGGUGCUGGGGAUGGCAGCUUUUGUCUUUUUCAUGCUGACGGUAACAGAGUUUCUGGAUGUUUCUAUGGAGCUGGGUUGUUUCCUGGCUGGAGCUCUGCUGUCCUCACAGGGUCACAUGGUCACAGCGGAGGUCAUGGGAUGCAUCGAGCCAAUCAGAGACUUCCUCGCCAUCAUUUUCUUUGCAUCUAUCGGUCUCCACGUGUUCCCGACAUUUGUGCUGUACGAACUCACCAUCCUGCUGGUGUUAACGCUCACACUCGUUAUUAUGAAGUUCAUGAUGGCCGUACUGGUGCUGUCGGCGAUUUUGCCUCCAGGCUCUCGACACAUCCGGUGGAUCGUCUCGGCCGGUCUGGCUCAGGUCAGCGAGUUCUCCUUCGUCCUGGGCAGCCGAGCGCGUCGAGCUGGCAUUAUCUCCAGAGAGGUGUACUUACUGGUCCUCAGUGUCACUACUCUCAGUCUGCUGCUGGCUCCACUGCUGUGGAGAGUCACCACACACAAAUGGGUCCCUCGCACCGAACGCAAAACAGUCACAUGACCUGACCAAAUUGCAAACCUGAAGGUUUUCAUGUAAGUUGUGCAGUCACCAAUGGCAUCACAAGAAGUCUUACCGCAUUCCUGCUCGACCAGAUGUCCUCCUUUUCUUCUUGAUUUAAGACUCUGUUGCUGCUUUAGAGGAGAUUUUGACAUGAGAUUCCUGAUAAAGGCCUGCUUCAGACUCUCAUAAAGGUCGUCCGCUGUGUGUUAUCCAUUACAUUUUCCCAUUACAGUUUCUCAAUUUCAAGACAGGUCUUGAACUGUCUCUGCUUUCGUCCAGUGUUAUAUAUUUACAAAUGAUAGAUAGCUCAUGCUGUAUUUGAUAGAACAUACUUGAGUAGUUUUAGAUCCUGUCUAGGGAAUUCCAACCUUACUGAACCCUUUGACUUUUUGAAAAAAAAUCUUGAAGGCUUGGCAGUAUCUGCAACUUAAUUGAUAGGAUGCUCAAAAGCUUUACAGUUUAGAUUAGAAGCACAAAAGACUUGUGAUCCUUCCAGUUUUGAUGCCUUAAUGCAUCUUAAAAGUGUACAGAAAUUAAAAGAUAUUUUUCCUC
Stegastes partitus (bicolor damselfish) is the source of this 2151-nucleotide messenger RNA. RefSeq names its product transmembrane and coiled-coil domain-containing protein 3-like. Lineage: Eukaryota; Metazoa; Chordata; Actinopteri; Pomacentridae. Gene Ontology annotation, molecular function: potassium:proton antiporter activity. The transcript is spliced from 11 exons. Gene Ontology annotation, cellular component: membrane. Gene Ontology annotation, biological process: potassium ion transmembrane transport; proton transmembrane transport. The annotation marks the transcript as partial. The record is from RefSeq and is a predicted model, not a curated record.